Molecule: messenger RNA, 3209 nt
Organism: Rosa rugosa (rugosa rose)
Lineage: Eukaryota; Viridiplantae; Streptophyta; Magnoliopsida; Rosales; Rosaceae
Product: lysine histidine transporter-like 8
Exons: 7
Coding region: 1165-2685 (506 amino acids)
Cellular component (GO): plasma membrane
Source: RefSeq, a predicted model, not a curated record
GCUGGGCAUUUAAGCCCGAAAACCCGCAAACCCGGACUGGCCCGUCAAAGCCCGACCCGAAUGGGCCGGGCCCAUUUUUUUUUCCAUCAAAACAGUUCGGGCCCGGGCCUUGACUUUCAAACAAACGGUUCGGGCCGGGCCUUAACUUUCAAAGUUGCAUAAACCCGUCAGGCCCGUUUUAAUAAAAAGAGACAGAUGUCCAUGUAUUAUUGGUCCUAAGAUAAGGCUCAAAAUCCUUAUCAUAGCAUCGGACACACUCAAUUAGACUCUUCAGUCAAAUACCCAAACCUAAUUGACUAGUCUUCAGUCUUCAAUUCUUCCCGACCUGAACGAGGCCGCCUCCUUCGUUCUCCCUCUUCUCCGAGUCUUAAGUCUGUGCCUCUGCUGUCCAAGUCUCCUCCCCCAUAUCCCCCAUAGCCGAACGCCGAGACUGCUUUCUCUCACUCUCUCUUCCCCUCCCCUCUUCCUCCCUCCUUCCCUCUUCACUUCACCUGCACGGAUUUGGAACUUGGGGUUUUGCUUUGCGUCUUGGACCGCGAGAUCAACAUUGGGGCAAGGAAGAUGCUUGCUGGGGUCGGCACAAAGCAAAGUAGAAGAGUCUUUGGGGGGUUUUAGUAUUUUGCUCUACUGGGAGGAUAAAAGCAUGUGAGCCCAGAUUCAUGAUUCAACUGAUGUUGGCUAAAAAAUGCAACUGAUGGUGGCGGCCAAAAAAUGCAACUGAUGUCUAUCUCUUUUUUUUUUUUUUUUUUUAAGGCUGUUUGGGCCCGUAAACCCGGAAGCCCGGCCUGAAAUAAAACGGGCCGGUCCCUGUUGAAUGCAAAACGGGCUUUGGGCCCGAACCGUAAAAAACGGGCCGGUCCCGGGCCCAGCAAAAUUCUUAUUGAACCCGGCCCGUGCCCAGCCCUACGGUAAACAUCGUCAUGAUCGAAGUCAUGAUUAUAGUCGGAAUGCAGGCAAGGUAUUGUUAAAAUAUGUACUACACCAGUACACCACAUUAUUUUAUUGGCACUUCAAGUCUUCAACACCCACGUUAUGAUGCAAAUACCAAGUAGACAACAUAUACAUAUAUACAAACUCAGCUGAAACUGAAACAACCCACGCAGCUAUUAGCUACCUCAGCUGGGCACUCUGUGUUUUGCAAGACAGCUCAAGAAAAUAGCAGGGAUGGAAGAAGUGGCUGAUGAAGCGAAUCAGAGGCCAGUCGAUAGGGUUCAUUCGUUUAACAGCGCAAGUAGAAGGUCUGAUUCUGCACGAGUCAUUCCCAUCACAAGUGCUACUGCUAGUCCCACAAGUGAUCAUUUGGAUGCUAAUUACGACAUCAAUAAUGUUACGUCUGCAAAUUGGGGGGGAAAUGGUGAGCUCAAUCCGCAGGACGCUUGGCUACCUCUCACCGAGUCGAGGAAAGGCAAUGCUUUCUCUGCUAGCUUUCAUUUACUAUGUUCGGGAAUCGGAGUCCAAGCCCUUUUGCUUCCUGUUGCAUUUGCGACUCUUGGAUGGCCAUGGGGAACUGUAUGCUUGUCACUUGCAUUCACAUGGCAGCUCUACACCAUAUGGCUUCUCGUACACCUACACGAAUCAGACUCUGGAAUUCGUUACAGUAGAUACCUCGACCUAGCAAUGACAGCUUUCGGUCAAACGCUGGGGAAAGUUCUAGCUCUGGUUCCAGUAAUGUAUCUUUCAGCUGGUACAUGUGUACAACUAAUCAUCAUAGGAGGUGGAACAAUAAGGCUUUUCAUCAGAACUGUGUGUAGGGAUGGAUCAACCUGUGAUCCCAAAUCAUUGACUGGUUCAGAGUGCUUCUUGGUGUUCAUGUGCAUGGCCAUAGCUGUGGCUCAGUUUCCAAAUCUGAACUCCGUGGCUUGGGUCUCUUUUAUUGGCACCACAACUGCAGUUGUGUAUUGUACUCUGGUUUGGGGUCUUUCAAUUGGGAAGGGCAGGAUCAAUAACGUGUCAUACGACCCGCCAGCAAUGGAGUCUAACAUGGAUAGGUUUGGUGGGAUAAUGAAUGCAAUAGGUAUCAUUUGUCUUGCAUUCAGAGGUCACAAUGUUAUUCUUGAGAUACAGGGGACCUUGCCAACAAAUCCAAAAUUCCCAACAUAUAAGACAAUGUGGAGAGGAGUGACUAUAUCAUAUGCACUCAUAGCCAUCUGUUUGCUUCCUGUAGCCAUAGCUGGAUUUUGGACAUAUGGAAACAAGGUACCCUCCUCUAAUGGAGGACUAUUGAUCGCAAUUUCGCAAUUCCAUGCACAUGACACAUCAAAAGUAGUGCUGGGACUCAUUUACAUACUGGUAAUCGUUCACUGCUUAAGCACAUUCCAAAUCUAUGGAAUGGUGAUUUUCGACAAGUUGGAGUCGAACUACACUAGCAGGAAGAACAUGCCAUGCGCUAGGUGGCUUCGAACAGCUUUGCGUGUGUUCUUUGGAGGAGUGACAUUUUUUGCAGCAGUGACAUUUCCAUUCUUGGGAAGUUUGGCACCUAUUUUAGGAGGGGUGACAUUACCUUUGACGUAUGCUUAUCCAUGUUGGAUGUGGAUUGCUAUCAAGAAACCACAACCAAAAGGGGUGAUGUGGUGUAUUAACAUGGGACUUGGAUGCUUAGGCCUGUGUUUGAGUGUUCUUUUAGUUGUUGCUGCAUCAUGGAAUAUAGCUCACAACGGCCUAAAAGCCAACUUCUUCAGGCCUUAAUCACUAUUUAGGAUCCGUGAGGACGGACUGUUUUUAGCUCAGUAACACUUCGCGAAAAUGUACUUGGGAAAAACUUCUUGGGGAAGCGCGUAAAAUGCUUCUCCUUGGAGCACCUCGUAUAACACAUGAAACACUUGUACCUGUUUCGACCAAAUCCUUGGUCUUUUAGCAUUUUCAAAUUUAACGGCCAUGAGCUGUUGCUCAGCCACUGUUACAGUAAGGUAGGAAAGUGGCAUAAAGAGGUAAGCACAUCCAGGAAUUUAUUGCUUUUGAGAUAUUGGAAGUUUAGAACUGAUGGGUCAACCUGCCUGGCAUAAAGAGACUGGCUUUCAUUGCUUCACUUUAAUUUUCUGAUAGUUUUUGAAUAUGCAUAGUGAAAUAAAUGCAGUAUUGCCACAUGUUUAAUCUUUUAUCAGCCAAACAGUUAUAGUUUUAAAGAUUUGAUUAUGCAUUGGAUUAUAACCAACUGCAAGUGGCCUAUCCCCAACUCGAGGCUUAAAUCUUUUGUAUUUCUUUUCUUGGCA